Aspergillus pseudonomiae is the source of this 3117-nucleotide messenger RNA. RefSeq names its product putative cyclin dependent kinase inhibitor Pho81 (gene phoC). Bases 1 to 3117 code for a protein of 1038 amino acids. Gene Ontology annotation, molecular function: glycerophosphocholine phosphodiesterase activity; protein binding. NCBI's taxonomy places the organism in Eukaryota, Fungi, Ascomycota, Eurotiomycetes, Eurotiales, Aspergillaceae. Gene Ontology annotation, biological process: glycerophospholipid catabolic process. The record is from RefSeq and is a predicted model, not a curated record. The transcript is spliced from 10 exons.
AUGGUUAGUGUUGCGUAUGGUUGGAAGUUCGGCAAACAAAUCCAGCGCAGACAACUUGACCUUCCUGAAUAUGCCGCAAGUUUCGUAAAUUACAAGGCUCUGAAGAAGCUCAUAAAGCAAUUAAGUGCUACGCCGACCAUCCCCGCUCAAAGCUCCGCAGGCGCAGCUCAAGAUGUACCCGAAGCGCAAGCCGCCCUUCGCGCAAACAAGGAGGUGUUCUUUUUUCGGUUGGAGAGAGAAAUCGAAAAAGUCAACACAUUCUACCUACAAAAGGAAGCCGAGUUCUCUCUGCGAUUGAAAACGCUAGUCGAUAAAAAAAGGGUCAUUCAAUCACGAACAGUACCCAGUUCCAAGGCACCAGCUAAUUUUGUUGCCUUAUUCGAGGGGUUCCAACAAUUUGAUGGUGAUCUGAAUAAGUUGCAACAAUUCGUCGAGAUCAAUGAGACUGCUAUGUCAAAAAUCCUUAAAAAGUGGGAUAAAACUUCAAAGUCACGUAUGAAGGAGCUAUACCUCCAUCGCGCCGUCGAAGUACAGCCCUGUUUCAAUCGCGACGUUUUGCGUGAUCUAUCAGACCGGGCGACAACCGCUCGGCUGGAACUAGAGGCAUGGGCGGAAGGUGAGAACAUCCAUUUCGAUGCUGCUCGUCCGGUAGACCGCGCUGUAGUUGUUCAACCGUUUGGAGCCGAUGAGGAAGAUCUUGACCUGCAAAUCCUGCAAUCAGCCACUGCUGGUAAUCUUCAGACAUUGCGUGAGUGGACCGCGAAGCUGCAAUCAUCUCUUGAUGCUCGUGAACGCGCGACCCGUACCUUCCUUGCCGCUAUCAGUGAAUUUCCGGACGAUGUGUUGGCAGUGCUUCUUGAAAGCGGAUUAGUUGAUAUCUAUGCUGAAGACGACAUCAAUGAACGCAACUGUUUGCAUGAAGCAGCCAUCUCAGGUCGAGGGUUCGUUUUCAAGUCUGGCCUUGCUGCAGGUGUCGAUAUCUCAAGGUCCGAUGUUUAUGGCAGACUUCCCCUACAUUAUGCAUGUAUACACGGCCGGGUAGAGAUGGUGAAAGAUCUAUUAGCUGCAGGUCCUCACACUGUCGACGUGAUGGACCAUGACAAUUUUACUCCGCUGAUUCAUAGCAUUGUCAAAGGUCAGCUGGCGUGUGCUGAACAACUUCUUUACCACAAUGCUCGCAUUGAUCCAGCUUCUGAAUCAGACCACAUUCCGCUGAACCUGGCAUGCCAACAUGGGUCGCUUCCGAUUGUGGAGUUGCUUCUCGAACGGCAUGCACAAUUACUCCCAGAUGCAGAAGGCCUCUAUCCUCAACAUAUGGUCGCAAGAGCUUCUCAGUCCCCGCAACUGCUGAUGAUGCUCAAACAACAUGGGGCUGAUUUGAACCAGAAAGACAAACUGUACCAAUGGACGCCGCUGUUUCAUGCUGCUAGUGAAGGAUGUGUUGACUGUCUUCGCGCUCUUCUUGAAUUGGGUGUUGACGCCGAUGUUGUAGACGAGAAGGGCCUCGCUGCAAUGUAUUAUGCAGCAUGGGAAGGUCACUUAGAAUGCAUGCUUCUUCUUUGGUCGCAUCGUAGCAAUUCUCGCCCACCGCAAAAGCCGUUUGAUAUUCUGAACGGGUUGAGGCUACAAGAAGCAGGUUCGCAUAUGGAGGAUGCCCCGACGACAUUCGAAAGUACUGAGGUAGUGGAUGGUAUACCCGACCUUUCUCUCCCGCCACCAAUCAUACCUUUGCGUCGUUAUGGCCAUAACUUUUUGGACAAGAAAGUGUUUGUGCAAAUACUUUUUGACACUGGAAACUCCGGUUCGAUUAUCUUUGAUCAGGCGGGCCGUCACCCUGCGGCUCGAUUAACAAUUUCCUCGAAACUUUCCGACUUGAUUCCACGCACCAUUAUGCUCCCCAUCCAAGAGGAUUCACGAUUGAUCUCAUUUCAGGUAGAUAACCUGGAGACAUUUGCGGUGGAUUUCGAGAUAUUUCCCACUUUCGGCUCGAAAGUGAUUGCGAAGACAGUUGCCCUACCAACUAUAUUUAGAGCCGAGAUCUCUAGCACUGGCUCGUGUUGCUUGCCGUUAUUUGAUCCUAGGCUACGGUCAAUAGGGCAGCUACGAUUUGGGUUUCAAGUGAUAAAACCGUACCACGGUGAUCCCCUGGAGAUAACGCACUUUGCUACCUAUUGGAAGGCUACAAGUGCCAUCGACUCAGAACACAAUGGCCUGGUAACAGGGUCGAGCUUGUCGGGCGAUCAUUUGCAGCUUUUCGUACAACUCACGAGAGACAGAAUACCCGUACUUUAUCCAUGUUUUACAAUCCUGUACCAUGGCAUUGAAUUACCUAUCUGUCAUCUCACAUACUCUCAGUUUCAAGUCAUCGGUGUUGAGAAAGGUGUGAAUCGCUCAGACUUGUUUCAGCAUCUUCAGACACGUGCUGUUGAUGAUUUAGCUCAAGCGCACCGCAUGCUAGCAUCAUCAUUCCUCUCGCUCAAGGAGGUGCUCCAGCAUCUGCCUAUUGGUGUCAAUGUCAAUCUCUCGAUACUCUAUCCCUCGGCUGCUGAAGAGCAAGCGCUGAACAUGGUAUCUUUAGCUGACGUAAACAGCUUUGCUGAUGCCAUUCUCACGGUGGUUUUCGACCAUGCCCGUGUAUCACGGGAGCAGAACCCCGAAUUUAUGCGCUCAGUAGUAUUUACCUCAUACAACCCUAAUAUUUGUGUUGCUCUGAACUGGAAACAACCAAAUUAUCCUGUUCUUCUUUGCAAUGAUCUAGGCCAAAUUCGUGAUUUGACCCGAGGUGUUGGAUCACUUCCAGACAUUAAUAGUAGUGGUCGUGCAUCGAUGUCCAUAAAAGAAUCGGCAAGGAUAGCGCAAAGUAACAAUUUUAUGGGCUUGAUAUGCCGGUCCAGCCUAUUGAACGUUGUGCCUGCUCUUGUAGAGACAAUUAAGGAACUUGGCCUCGUACUUGUAGCAGAUACGUCUGAUGAAGUUGAACCUUCGGGCCAUAAAGAAGCUCUAGGAGCAGCGAACGCGAUGGGCGUGGCCGAAUGGGCAUACCGAAUGCCUGAUGGCGUGAACGGUGUGAUGAAAGCCAAUGGUAUUCUGAGAUUUAACGAUAUGAUUGACAUGUGA